AUGUCUACCCCAAUUAUUAUUGGUUUUGCUGUUGCUGGUGCUGCCACGGCCGGUCGCUUAGGUAUCCGUGCAUUCCAGGAAUACCAAAAACUGCCAAAAACUGCCAAGGCACCCCGUCUCUCUAAAUUUCACAAAGGUGGUUUUGAUGCCAAAAUGAACAAACGUGAAGCAGCAUUAAUUCUUGGCUUAAGAGAGACGCAGGCAACCAAGCCUAAAAUCAAAGACGCACACCGAAAGAUCAUGUUGUUGAACCAUCCUGACCGUGGAGGAUCACCGUAUCUUGCAACAAAGAUCAACGAAGCAAAAGAAUUUCUAGACAAGGCGAAAAAAUAA
Molecule: messenger RNA, 333 nt
Organism: Zychaea mexicana
Lineage: Eukaryota; Fungi; Mucoromycota; Mucoromycetes; Mucorales; Lichtheimiaceae
Exons: 3
Coding region: 1-333 (110 amino acids)
Biological process (GO): protein import into mitochondrial matrix
Cellular component (GO): PAM complex, Tim23 associated import motor
Molecular function (GO): ATPase activator activity
Source: RefSeq, a predicted model, not a curated record